AUGGCAUACAACACCACGGAUCCUAAACAUGGGUUUGAUUGCGUAAAAUACAUUGUUCAGCAACAUCCACACAGUGUUGCAGCUUGGAAUUGCUACUACAAGGUUAUCUCAAGAUUGGAAAACCGAGAUACCAGACAUUACAAAUUUGUACGUGCUAUGCAAGGAAAGUUUGUGGAUUGUGUGCCUCCUAUACUCAUUUCUGGGCAUCAAUUUACCAUAUUUAGCCAUCAUCAAGACGCAGCAAGGAAAUAUCUUGAAGCUUAUAAACUACUGCCGGAGAAUCCCUUGGUUAAUCUUUGCGUUGGAACAGCCUUGAUCAACUUAGCAUUGGGUUUCAGACUUCAAAACAAGCAUCAAUGUCUUGUACAAGGUUUAGCAUUCCUCUACAAUAACUUGAGAAUCUGUGAGAACAGCCAGGAAUCCUUGUACAACAUAGCUCGGGCAUUUCAUCAUGUUGGCCUUGUAACUCUAGCGGUUGUUUAUUACGAGAAAGUGAUUGGUAUUCGCGAGAAAGACUAUCCAAUUCCUAAACUUCCCAAUGAGAAUCAAGAUGUCAUGGAAAAUCAUAAACCUGGUUACUGCGACCUUCGCAGAGAGGCAGCUUACAAUUUGCAUUUAAUCUACAAAAAAAGUGGUGCUGUUGAUCUUGCUAGGCAAGUUCUCAAAGAUCAUUGUACGUUAUGA
Messenger RNA from Sphenostylis stenocarpa, 684 nucleotides. The record is from the annotation of a GenBank genome assembly. Lineage: Eukaryota; Viridiplantae; Streptophyta; Magnoliopsida; Fabales; Fabaceae.